Molecule: messenger RNA, 633 nt
Organism: Caenorhabditis elegans
Lineage: Eukaryota; Metazoa; Nematoda; Chromadorea; Rhabditida; Rhabditidae
Gene: T20D3.14
Product: CHCH domain-containing protein
Exons: 6
Coding region: 5-280 (91 amino acids)
Biological process (GO): mitochondrial respiratory chain complex IV assembly
Cellular component (GO): mitochondrial intermembrane space
Source: RefSeq, marked reviewed
GGUAAUGUCAACUGCUGCUCCAACUGCUACUAAGGAAGCACCAAAAUCUCCUCAUAUUUGGACUGGAAACGCCGAUCAGGAAGACCGUGUCGAGUCACUCAUAAAGAAGUCUGGGUGCUGGGAUCUUCAUCUAAAAGUCUCGGAUUGUAUGGGAGAACAUAGAGAUUGGAGAAAGUGUCAAGACGUGGUAAAAGAAUUCAGAACCUGUGUUCAAAGCGUUCAAGUCGGUGAGCCACCAAAAGAAGAAUCAGAAACAAAGAAUAAUGGAUUUUCUCAAUGAUUUUGACCCUUCCGAUGACGAAAAUAAUUGUAAACAUCAAGAAAAACCAACUUAUCUACCUUUCAAACCGAAUUUCCAUGAAAAAUAUUGGUAUCGUAAUGCUUUAAAAGAAAAUCAAACAGCGACUGCAAUAACUGAAAUUGACUUGUUCCGAGUGGCUGAUUGUUAUCAUAAUGGGGAUUUCGAAUGCGCUGAAAAUAUUCUCACCGGGCUCCGUGAAAGCACGAAAAACAAUCGUACACAUGAAAUAAUGCUAAUCGAUUCUCUUCUCCAAUGUUCCAUCAAAAAAACAUCGGAGCUGUCUUCACCUGAAACUUCAAUUUCUCUACAAUUUCUUUCCUACUACGAAUCCA